This is a messenger RNA of Perkinsus marinus ATCC 50983, 261 nucleotides long. RefSeq lists its product as hypothetical. The transcript has a single exon. The record is from RefSeq and is a predicted model, not a curated record. Lineage: Eukaryota; Perkinsozoa; Perkinsida; Perkinsidae. The annotation marks the transcript as partial.
AUGAAGAAAGAUGGCACUGAAAAGGAGCUCAAGAGAUGUGCUGAGAACAUGCUCUCUGAAUUUGGAGAUGGGAUCCUGACAGUUUUCUCUGAUGGAUCAAAGGCUGAUGGUAGAGUAGGAUGUGGCUAUAGAUGUGUGCUUGAUGGGUACGUUCUAUGUGAGAAGGUAGUCCCGCUCAGUCCCUAUGGUUCGAUCUACUAUGCUGAGUUGGCUGAUGUCUUCCAUGCUCUACGGUGGUUACUAAGUAUGGAUGGUAGACUG